AUGCUAGCGUUUGCCAGCAAGCACCUGCUCAUGUGCCCUGCAGACGCAGACAUGGCCGCUAGCAGUGGCCCAGAUGCUACUGUCAAUAAAGUGGCGUUGUGCUCUGCUGUCUUUGCUGGUUUCGCUUACGUAGGUUAUUCCGUCUUCAAAACUGCAUUCAAGAGACAUGCCAGGCGGAAGCGAAUCGGAUGGAGCCCACCCUUAGGAGCCAUUCCCCGACUCUUAAGCCAUUUAUUCCCUGAGGAGGAAGAUGAAGACUUGACCCUGGCUGCCCUUCAGACACUAUCCAAUAUGGCAGUGCUAACUGAUCUGCAUGAGACCUUCCAACCAGGGUUCUCUACAUUCUAUGCCCUCCUGAGCCACAAGAACCCAGCCAUUCGUCUCCAGACAGCAAAACUAUUGAAUAACCUGGCAUGUAAUCCAGCUAUGGGCCCUUGUCUCCUUGCAGCUGAGGGCCCCAGCAACAUUCUAGAUGUCCUCAAUGCUUCCCAUCAAGAUGAGGAAUUUCUGCUGCGUUUUGUGACCUUACUUGCAAAUCUCUGUUCUAUAGCCACAGGAACAAAGUUUGAUCCAGUCAUUGAACUUCCACCCCACUGCAAAGCUUCUUCUCCUGACACAAUGUACUCAAAGUUGUGCUCUGUGACCCAUAAGGAAGGUUUGCAUUCGGCUGCCUUUUUCCUCAGUCGUGAGUCAAAAAGUGAAGACAUUCGCUUUCAUGCUCAUCGCAUCUGUGAUGCUCUGCAUCCUCCACCUUCAACUCCUGAAUAGUGGAACCUGCAGUUCUUUUCCCUCCUCAUUGAUCUGUACUGCCCUGCUACCACUGCUUUGCCCAUGUCUUUCAUUCCUCAGUUGUUGUGAUGCCAUUCAUUCUUGUUCGUUGCGACAAUCGUUUGCAAAACGGUCAUUUUGCUUGUGCAGUCAUUCUUACCUGUGUUUAGCAUAUUAGUUACAAUAGCUUUCAUUUCUUCCAGUCAUGCAAACGUAGUUCCCAGACAGAGUAAUUUGAUGAGAGUGUGCAAAGCAGUUACUUUGGGCCAAUGAAGAUAGAGAGGUCUUUCUUAUACCUCCUGAUGUAUCAUAUUUCUUGUGCUAGCAGGUGUACAU
This is a messenger RNA of Darwinula stevensoni, 1104 nucleotides long. The record is from the annotation of a GenBank genome assembly. NCBI's taxonomy places the organism in Eukaryota, Metazoa, Arthropoda, Ostracoda, Podocopida, Darwinulidae.